Molecule: messenger RNA, 501 nt
Organism: Hansenula ciferrii
Lineage: Eukaryota; Fungi; Ascomycota; Saccharomycetes; Phaffomycetales; Wickerhamomycetaceae
Gene: ERP5
Product: Erp5p
Exons: 2
Coding region: 1-501 (166 amino acids)
Biological process (GO): intracellular protein transport; endoplasmic reticulum to Golgi vesicle-mediated transport; Golgi organization
Cellular component (GO): endoplasmic reticulum; Golgi apparatus; COPII-coated ER to Golgi transport vesicle
Source: RefSeq, a predicted model, not a curated record
AUGGCAAAUAUGUUAAAGCAAAUUAGUGUGAUUGUGCUUGUGCUCGUGCAAUUGGUCAGCGGUCUACAUUUUUACACUUCUCCAGGUGACACCAGAUGUUUUUAUGAAGAAUUGCCAAAAGACCAAGUUGUUAUUGGGAAAUUUGAUGCAUAUGUCAAUUCAAGAGGUAAUGAAUUCGAAUCAGAUUCUAGAUUGAAGCUAUCAAUAACAGUUGAUGAAACUUUUGAUAAUGACCAUAGAGUUGUUUCACAAAAAAGUUCUUCAAGCGGUGAUUUUACAUUUUCAGCUUUAGAUUCUGGUGAACAUAAAUUCUGUAUUACACCAAGCUACUCUGAUAAAACUACCAAGAUCCGUGUGUUCUUUGAUUUGGUUCAAGCCGCUGGUGAAACCAUUGAUAGUAAAAGAAAAGAUGAAGUUUCAGUAUUGACGAAUAAAGUCAAACAAUUGAAUAACAUGAUACAAGAAAUUCAAAACGAACAAAAAUUAAUGAGGGUAAGUUGA